Penicillium soppii is the source of this 867-nucleotide messenger RNA. RefSeq names its product enoyl-CoA hydratase/isomerase family protein. Bases 1 to 867 code for a protein of 288 amino acids. Gene Ontology annotation, biological process: fatty acid beta-oxidation. Gene Ontology annotation, molecular function: enoyl-CoA hydratase activity. Gene Ontology annotation, cellular component: mitochondrion. The transcript has a single exon. The record is from RefSeq and is a predicted model, not a curated record. NCBI's taxonomy places the organism in Eukaryota, Fungi, Ascomycota, Eurotiomycetes, Eurotiales, Aspergillaceae.
AUGACUCAACUCUUGAAGAGACAACCACCACCCCAGACAUAUGGGAUGGUUUCAUUUCCAGCAUCACACGUGAUGCUAGUAAUCUUCAACCGACCCAAAGCCCUGAACUCCAUGACAAGCAAUGGCCAAUACGAACUGGAAUCUCUAUUCGCAUGGUACGACGGAGAGCCCUCACUACGCUGCGCUAUCGUCACGGGCGCCGGCCGCGCCUUCUGCGCCGGAAUGGAUCUAAACGAAUGGAACCAAGCAAAUGCGCGACGAGCACGGGGCGAGCACGAGGCCCAGCCCAUGAUGCCCCGGUCAGGGUUCGGGGCAUUAUCCCGACGGCAUGGGAAAAAGCCUGUGAUUGGGGCGGUGAAUGGGUUGGCUUUCGGUGGGGGGAUGGAGAUCGUCGCGAACUUGGAUUUGGUUGUUGCGGCACGAAGCGCCAAGUUCGCUCUUCCGGAGGCGAAACGAGGUGUCGUUGCUAUGGCUGGUUCGUUGCCUAGAUUGGCGAGGACAAUUGGUCGCCCUCGAGCCACGGAGUUGGCACUUACUGGGAGAAGUAUUACGGCAGCUGAGGCUAGAGAGUGGGGGCUUAUCAAUCUGGUUACGGAGGACGCGGGAGAUGAGUGUGAGAUUAUGGAGAGGCCGGUUGUCAAGGCGGCGCUGGAGUUGGCGGCUAGUAUUGUGGACAAUAGUCCCGAUAGUGUGAUUAUCAGUCGCGCUGGAAUUGUUGCUGGGUACGAAAAUGGGAGUGCUGAGAAUGCCAGUCGGCUCUUGAGUGAGAACUGGGAAUCUGCGCUUGAUGAGGGACAGAACUUGCACGAAGGUGUGCUAGCGUUCGCUGAGAAGCGAUCUCCGAAAUGGGUCGACAGCAAGCUGUGA